Callithrix jacchus (white-tufted-ear marmoset) is the source of this 1632-nucleotide messenger RNA. The record is from RefSeq and is a predicted model, not a curated record. NCBI's taxonomy places the organism in Eukaryota, Metazoa, Chordata, Mammalia, Primates, Cebidae.
AACCCUGUAUCGAGUUCUGUAGAGUCGAGCUGCGCAAUGCAGAGGCUGCAGGUAGUGCUGGGCCACCUGACUGGCCAGCCCCAUCCCGGCUGGACGCUGCAGGCGGCGCCUUGCUCGAGUGGCGACCCGCAGGCCUCGGCCGCGGACGUGGUGGUGGUGCACGGACGGCGCACCGCCAUCUGCCGGGCAGGCCGCGGCGGCUUCAAGGACACCACCCGCGACGAGCUUCUCUCGGCUGUCAUGACCGCGGUUCUCCAGGACGUGAAUCUGCGGCCGGAACAGCUGGGGGACAUCUGUGUCGGGAAUGUGCUGCAGCCCGGGGCCGGGGCAAUCAUGGCCCGAAUCGCCCAGUUUCUGAGUGACAUCCCGGAGACUGUGCCUCUGUCCACUGUCAAUAGACAGUGCUCAUCGGGGCUACAGGCAGUGGCCAGCAUAGCUGGUGGCAUCAGAAAUGGGUCUUAUGACAUUGGCAUGGCCUGUGGGGUGGAGUCCAUGUCCCUGGCUGACAGAGGGAACCCUGGAAAUAUUACUUCGCACUUGAUGGAGAAGGAGAAGGCCAGAGAUUGCCUGAUUCCUAUGGGAAUAACCUCUGAGAAUGUGGCUGAGCGGUUUGGCAUUUCACGGGAGAAGCAGGAUACUUUUGCCCUGGCUUCCCAGCAGAAGGCAGCAAGAGCCCAGAGCAAGGGCUGUUUCCAAGCUGAGAUUGUUCCUGUGACCACCACGGUCCAUAAUGACAAGGGCACCAAGAGGAGCAUCACUGUGACCCAGGAUGAGGGUAUCCGCCCCAGCACCACCAUGGAGGGGCUGGCCAAACUGAAGCCUGCCUUCAAGAAGGACGGUUCUACCACAGCUGGAAACUCUAGCCAGGUGAGUGAUGAAGCAGCUGCCAUCCUGCUGGCCCGGAGGUCCAAGGCGGAAGAGUUGGGCCUUCCCAUCCUUGGGGUCCUGAGGUCCUAUGCAGUGGUUGGGGUCCCACCUGACAUCAUGGGCAUCGGGCCUGCCUAUGCCAUCCCGGUAGCUUUACAAAAAGCAGGGCUGACUGUGAGUGACGUGGACAUCUUUGAGAUCAACGAGGCCUUUGCGAGCCAGGCUGCCUACUGUGUGGAGAAGCUACGACUCCCCCCUGAGAAGGUGAACCCUCUGGGGGGUGCAGUGGCCUUGGGGCACCCACUGGGCUGCACUGGGGCACGACAGGUCAUCACACUGCUCAACGAGCUGAAGCGCCGUGGGAAGAGGGCAUAUGGCGUAGUGUCCAUGUGCGUCGGGACUGGAAUGGGAGCUGCUGCUGUCUUUGAAUACCCUGGGAACUGAGUGAGGCCCAGGCUGGAGGUGCUGCCCACACAGUCCCGCAAGGCAGCAGCACUACAGAAGCGAAACCACGUGGGAAAACUCAGCACUGGUGGUGGCGGCGGCGGACAGAUCAAGGCACUUCAACUCGUUCGGAAAAUGUGAACAUGGCUGACAUGGUCUAGGAGUGGGUGGGGUGUUGAGGCACCCAUCAGACCCUCAUUAGCUGUGCAAGACAAAGGCAGCCUGGGUCACGCAGGCCACAAGGCCAUGGUUAAUUCCCAGGGCAAGGCGAAUUCAUGAAUGAGAAGCACAGCCGACAUAGUAAAUGUGCAAGAAUUUAUC